CUCUCCUUUAUUAUAAGUAUCAACCCAUAACUCAACCCCUUUCUCCUUCACCUUCCAUUUUCCUCCUCUUGUCAAAUGUUCAUGGCGGUGCUCGUGGCGGUGCUCGUGGUGGCGGUUUGGGUUUUGAAGAAUGCGAACCACUGGGUCCACGAAACCGCUCGGCUGGGUUCGAAACGGUUCGCCCUACCACCCGGCGAUCUCGGCUGGCCCUUCAUUGGCAAUAUGUGGUCUUUUCUAAGAGCUUUCAAGUCCCCUUAUCCUGAUUCCUUCAUCGACUCCUUCCUCUCCAGGUAUGGAAAUACAGGAAUGUACAAGGCCUUCAUGUUUGGAAGUCCAAGUGUGAUAGUAACUUCAGCAGAAGCAUGUAAAAGAGUUUUGAAUGAUGAUGAAGCUUUUGGGUCAGGAUGGCCUACUUCCACCAUGAAACUCAUAGGAGAAAACUCCUUCAUUGGCAUUUCUUACCAAGAACACAAGCGUCUCCGCCGUAUAACUGCCGCUCCGGUCAACGGUUACGAUGCGUUGGCCACCUACCUCACUUACAUAGAAAAAAUUGUGGUUUCUUCUUUGGAAAAAUGGGCUUCCAUGGGACAAAUAGAGUUCUUAACAGAGCUUAGAAAGCUUACCUUCAAGAUCAUUAUGUACAUAUUCCUUAGCUCUGAAAGUGAGGCAAUAAUGGAGGCUUUGGAGAGAGAGUACACUCAGCUUAAUCAUGGAGUCAGAGCUAUGGCCAUCAACAUUCCUGGUUUUGCUUACAAUAAGGCACUCAAGGCUCGAAAAAACCUUGUGGCGACAUUUGGAUCAAUUGUGAGUGGGAGAAGGAAGGAAAGAGAGAGGAAGAAUAAUUUGAUAGCAAAGAGAAGAGAUAUGAUGGAUGCUUUGUUAGAUGCUGAAGAUGAAGAUGGAAGAAGGCUAAGUGAUGAAGAAAUUAUUGAUGUUUUGAUAAUGUACUUAAAUGCAGGCCAUGAAUCUUCAGGUCAUACUAUGAUGUGGGCAACCAUUUUCUUACAACAACAUCCCCAAUUUCUUCAAAAGGCCAAGGUAGAGCAAGAAGAGAUAGUAAAAAAACGACCUCUCGGACAGAAGAAUUUAACUCUCAAGGAAGUUCGAGAAAUGCCCUAUCUUUCAAAGGUGAUCGAUGAAACACUACGAGUUGUAACAUUCUCCCUCACUGUCUUUCGAGAGGCAAAGCAGGAUGUCAAAAUUUGUGGUUAUACCAUUCCAAAAGGUUGGAAAGUUCUAGUUUGGUUUAGAAGUGUUCACUAUGAUCCCGAAACGUAUCCGAACCCGAAAGAAUUUAACCCAUCAAGAUGGGAUAAUUUCAUACCAAAAGCGGGGAGUUUUCUUCCAUUUGGAGCAGGAAGUAGAUUGUGUCCCGGAAACGAUCUUGCAAAACUAGAAAUCUCCAUCUUUCUCCACUAUUUCCUCCUCAAUUAUCAGUUGGAAAGAGUUAAUCCAAGAAGUCCAGUGAGGUAUCUACCACAUUCAAGGCCUAAAGAUAAUUGUUUGGCGAGGAUCAAGAGACUUGAUUGAAGAUAUUUGGAUGAAAUGAAUCAAGAUGUUGUUGAAAUAGUUGAAAUGAUUUUUAGCUCCACUAUUGUUUGUAUUUUUAAUCUUCAAUCAUUGUUAAUGGCAUCUAUGUAAGAAUAUAGGAUAUGAACUUAUUAUAAUUCAUAAUCUUUAUUAUAGAUCUAUCACAAUGAACUAAGAUUCUAGAGAAUGGGUAUACAAAACUCAAAUCUCACGACCUUUGCCCCGAGCUAGUUGAA
This is a messenger RNA of Benincasa hispida (wax gourd), 1766 nucleotides long. Its product is annotated as ent-kaurenoic acid oxidase 1-like. The record is from RefSeq and is a predicted model, not a curated record. Gene Ontology annotation, biological process: sterol metabolic process; multicellular organism development; brassinosteroid homeostasis. Lineage: Eukaryota; Viridiplantae; Streptophyta; Magnoliopsida; Cucurbitales; Cucurbitaceae. Gene Ontology annotation, cellular component: endoplasmic reticulum. Gene Ontology annotation, molecular function: iron ion binding; ent-kaurenoic acid monooxygenase activity; heme binding.